Molecule: messenger RNA, 3647 nt
Organism: Micropterus salmoides (largemouth bass)
Lineage: Eukaryota; Metazoa; Chordata; Actinopteri; Centrarchiformes; Centrarchidae
Product: V-set domain containing T-cell activation inhibitor 1-like
Exons: 5
Coding region: 163-711 (182 amino acids)
Source: RefSeq, a predicted model, not a curated record
GACCAGGAAACUUCCACGUCACUGCCAAGAUCGUUCGGGGUUUUGGACUUGGUGCAGCUAUUCAUCGACAACGUAACACGUGACUAAAGUUCCGUAAAGUUUUUUAUUUUAUUUUAAGGAUACUUUUUUAUUUCUUCCAACUGAGCACUGCAUGGGAAAGCGAUGUUGGUGAAGUUGCUCACUGGCCUUGCGCUGUGUGUUGUUCUGAGCGUACAAGGAGAACCUAAACUGAUGGGCUCAGAUCAGCCAGUUAAAGCAUCAGUCGGCCAGGACGUCAUCCUUCAGUGUUGCUUGAGACCCCCUCUUGAUGCGAGGACCCGUACAGUAGAGUGGACACUCAAUAAAACACUGGUGCACGUUUACCGGAAUAGGAGGGAUGAUCCCAACCUUCAGCACGAUAACUUCAAGGGCAGGACAUCUCUUUUUCACAAUGAAAUGCGCAAAGGAAACAUCUCACUACAACUCUUCUCAGUAAACAAAUCGGAUGCAGGAAAUUACACAUGCUUCAUUCCCAAACUAGGGAGUAAGGUCAACAAAGGAUACGCUGUCCUCAUUGUUGCCUCUGCAUCAGUCCCAGAAGAUAAAGAUAUUGUGAAAGAGGCUUCAAGUCACAAUGUUGCCAUUGGCAGUGGUGUUAUUGUUGGUGGUGUUGUCAUCAUCUUUGGGAUCAUCAUAAUAGUAAGAAGGAAGAAGAUGUCGAAAUACAAGUAAAGCAGCGGGGAGAAGACUCAACACUGGGAGCAAUCAGGACAACAUACCAGAGGAACUGAACAACUUGAAAAACCCAGACAACAAUUCAUAGUUUUUGGUCACGUGACAUGCGCGGUGAUCUGGAGGGCAAAACAACAGACCAACUCCGCGACUCCCCCGUAGAGACGUCGAAAAGCAGUCAGAUUUUAUUUGGAUCACCUUUCAACUUAACACAAAGACAGAUAUGAACACAAACUGCAAGUGUUGGGCAUUUCCCAUCCAUUUAACCGUACAGCAUUCGCUGCCACAUUUCUACCGUUAAAAACUGCCAGGUCCCUGCCGCCUCUAAUUUUUACUUUUUAUAUUCUGGAGAAACCCUCACCUAACAAAGCCCAGGCUUGUCUGCUCAAUUAGUGAAUCGGAAAGCACAACAACAAUCCAGCAUUUUGGCAACGCAAAAAGUAACUAACUCAAAGUAACAGUGUAUCACUUGCUUAUUGGUUGGCAGGUAGCGGAAAAUAACGUCUUUUUUUGCUUCAUGUGACGCUUCAGAGGAAAGGACGUCUCAUGUCUCUAAAAACAUAUUUCCUCGUCCCCUCUCUCGCUUGGUUUCCUUGCAUCUCUCCAUGCAUCCCUGAUGGGCGGGACUAAGACGCUAGAAAAAGACGCAAGUGAUGGGAAACAGAGAGAUGCAGCCUAUGAACCAGUUGACAGAAGACAGAUGGAGGUUUUUUUAUUCCAUCUAAAGAUCUUUGUGAGGUGAUCUGAGUAACUGUACACACCUGUAACUCCCACAUUUUCCUUAAGCCGUGAUGUGAAGUUUAUUUAUUUAUUUCUUCUAUAAAACACUCAGGCAUUUAAUAGAUAUUGCAGUGUGAGGAAAGAUUUUAGUGGGCAUGGUAGUUUUUGCAUUUAAUUUGCGCAGUAUCUAGUAGGAGUAAGGAGGAGGGAAUUAUAAAUAAAGCUGGAUAAAUACAGGGAAGCACCCUGGAAUCAAGGACCAAUAUUCAAAUGUGAAAACAGUCUCAAAAAAUGGGAAAGGAACCUGGAGAUUAGGUGACACACUGUGGGUUCCAGAUGUGGAUGGGUGUGUGUGGAUGUGUGUAAAAAGUAUGAGUGUGUGUGUGUAAAUGUGUCACUCGAAAAAACCUCCUCCCUUAAAUCCGCUAAAGUUUUUACACUCACUUGAGGUGGGUUUUGCCUUUGUCAAAAGUUGGCCUAAUGCGCAAAAUGGGAGUGAAAACACUUUUGCCAAAUAGGUUCUGACGUAGAGAACUUGUAUAAAACUGUGCGCAGAACCCUCACUAAAAGUGUACAUACGCCCAAAAGCCAAAAAUGGCAUACGUCAAAAAAUAUUAAGAUUAUAAAACCAUGUGUAUGCACAUCUGUAAGCAAGUUCCCUUUUUAUAAAUCACAAUCAAAAUGUGGCAAGUGUGUGAAAAGAGUAAACCAAAUGCAUUCCGCCUGUGUUUACAUUUAUUUAGGCUACACAAACAGUCCACUCAGUUAAUGAGGCUGGCGAUGAGUUGAAAGAAAUAUGACUUGCUGUAAAUGACAUAAAAUAGUGUUAUAUUUCCAUAAUGUGUUUUUACAAGCCUCACAUCCACCCGCGGGCACACAGUGUUUGGCUCGAUAGGGCAACGAACAUGUGAAAAGGCUAAAUGAAACUAUACACUCCUAUUUGCUCAACUGACGCACUGAAAACGCCAUCAAAUUAAAUAUUUUUUCCUCCUGUUCACCUUAUUUAUGAAAAUAAAUUGCACUGCAUGCAAGUAUUAAUUGCUAUAACUCCCAAUUAAAUUGUCCAACAUAUUUGAGGCUUUCUUUCGCAGAAACGGAUAUCUCCAUUUGUGUUUAUUCUAAAUCUGGAUCUUUUGUGUGUGCUGCAAAUGAUCUUGCCAGAUAUUCCCAUUAUGCGCGGAGACAAUCGAAAACUCACCUGUUUCGAUUUACUUUUUUCUUUCUUUGUUGUUCAUAUAGCGGCAAUUUAUCUCAUUGCACUUUUCAUAUAGUGCAGGUCUAGACCGCACUACUCUUUGUGAUAUUAUUUAACAAAGGCAUCACCUACGUGCAGGCACCUUCUGUGUUUAUCAAAAAUUGAGGUCUCAAAACUUUGAAUGUUGCUGUGUGCCAAUUAACAAUAAUUAACAAUAUGCAUUACGUGAUAGAAAAAUGUAUCUGGACACAAUCGUUUACACAUUAAAAUGCCAGUUUAGAAUUUAGACUGCUUUAUGCAGACAGAGUCUAGGGUUACACUAACAAUAUUUUUUUUGUACAGGCAUUUUGACUAAUUGUCAGUACUGUAAGCUGUGUUAAGAGUCCUUAUGUUAGUGUCUGUUAUUUUUUUUUAGUGGACUGCACUUUAUGACUUUGCACUGUGGCUCUUGAACUGUCCUGCAUUAUGUUAACAUGUUUGUUACUUUGUCCACUCACUGGUUGUCAUUGUUUUAUCCAGGUAUUGCGCUUUCAUCACUUUGUUGCACUUUGUCUGCCUUUCAACAAAAACACAACCUCAUUAACCUUCUGAAGGAUACAUAAAAAGGAGAUGUUUUGUUUUUUUGCUCAGAUCCACUUUCUUACUGACAAAAGAUCAAUACAGCCAGUGGCCUUAUUAGCACAAAGUCUGGAAACAGGGAUUAAUGUGGUAUCAGUCCUCCCAUCUAACUCUAAGAAAGCAAAUAAUCAUUUUUUAAACUAUUUCUUUUAAAACUUGAAGUGUGAUUGACUAAUUUUUCCCACUUUUCUAAAUCAUUCCCAAACUAAUGUAAUGAUGCAUGUAAACAGUCCAAAUUAGUAUUACAUGCUACGUGCUUGUAUUUGUACUGAAUGAAUCUGUUUUAUUUCAUGUGUUGCUGAAAGACUUUUUGGGGAGGGUACGAGAUGGGACAGUGUGAAUGGUUCAUUGUAUUUGUGUAGCUGUUUGUUGGUCUGUUUUCAUAUAUAAAGUUAUUUAUUUA